Eucalyptus grandis is the source of this 723-nucleotide messenger RNA. Its product is annotated as anthocyanidin 3-O-glucosyltransferase 5-like. The transcript has 3 exons. NCBI's taxonomy places the organism in Eukaryota, Viridiplantae, Streptophyta, Magnoliopsida, Myrtales, Myrtaceae. The record is from RefSeq and is a predicted model, not a curated record. Bases 1 to 723 code for a protein of 240 amino acids.
AUGCACUCGCCAACGCUGGACGAGCAAGUUAAGGGAGAGUAUGUGGACCGGACCAGACCGCUCGAGAUCCCUGGUAGCAAGCCCGUCCAACCAGAGGACGUGGUGGACCCGAUGCUGGACCGAUCUGACCAGUCGUACCACGAGCACGUGCGGCUUGCUGAAGAGAUCCCGAAGGGAGAUGGAAUCUUGUUGAAUGCGUGGGAGCAUUUGCAGGCCGAGACGCUCGCCGCGCUGAGGAAUGAGGAUUUUUUGGGCUGGGUCGCUGACGGUCCUGUAUAUACAGUUGGGCCGCUCAUUAGACCGGUCAGACCAGCCGGUUUGGGGAAGGAGCUGCUGGAAUGGCUGGAUAAGCAGCCGAGCGAGUCGGGGAUGUUCGUCUCGUUUGGAAGUGGACGGAUUUUGUCGACUGAGCAGCCGGUCAAGCUGGCUUGGGGGUUGGAACUGAGCCAACAAAGGUUCAUAUGGGUGUUCCAAAAACCAACCAUCGAGUCUUUUGAUGGAUUGCAAUCUGAUGCAGGGAAGGCUAGGAUUGCUGACAAGCCACUAUAUUAUGAGCAAAGACUAAAUGCGACACUCCUAACAGAGGUGAUUGGGGCGGCAGUCUGGCCGAAGGAGCUACCUUCAAAGAAGAUUGUGGGGAGGGAGGAGAUAGCGAAGUUGGUGAGGACAAUAAUGGUGGAGAAAGAAGGGCACGGGAUAAGAGUUAAGAGUAAGAAAACUUAA